CCAACCGGAAACGUGAGUAGCUGGAAUCGUAAAACAACAAGAAAAGCUGUGGCUGUAUUUUUUAUCUGGAGUAAAACCAAGCCCUUGAAAUCAAAAUGUCUGGAUCAUCAACCGUGAAUACAAUGAAGAAAGUCGUGCAGCAGUUGCGAUUUGAAGCAAGUAUAAGCAGAGUAAAGGUGUCCAAGGCCGCCGCUGAACUGCAACAGUUUUGCUUACAGAAUGCCAACCAGGACCCUUUGCUGACAGGGGUGUCUUCCAGCACAAACCCAUUCAGACCGCCUAAAGUGUGCUCGUUUUUGUAGCUCAAAUACUCGGCUUUUUAUUUAACUGGUUUAUAAUGCCUGAUCUUCACCAACAAAUUCUGUCACCACCUCCCUCGAUGUCUGAGAAGACCUUUUACAUGAACCAUUAUUUCAAGUCUUAAGUGCUGGUUCUCGAUGUUAAAACAUAUGCUUACCUGACUUUUUUCUGUACCUGCCUCGUCUGCUUUAGUUGCCUUAUCUUUUAAUGAAGAACCAGUUAUGGAUAUAUUUUAUUCAGAAAAUGAAUUUAACAAAUGGGACUGAACAGAUUUAUUUCAAUAAUAUUUGCUGAAGUAUUUAUACUCGUGGGCUGAUCAAUAUUUGCUAACACUAUUGCCAAUGUUUGUAUUGCUGCUUUCCAGUAAAACAGGUAAAUAUGUAGAAAAUACUGUCCCUAUUUUAUUUGACUGUGGAACCAAAAUGGAUUUACCUCUUAAGCCAAUGCUGCAGUCUUUGUUGAUUGCCGUUUCUGACCGAUGACGACUGUGUGCUUAGACUCGAGUCUCCCGUUUGGAUCAAUGCAAUGAUACUUUUAUGCCUUUACAUGUUCCACUACUGCAUUAAUCAAAUUUGAUGGGGUGGUGAUGACUGAAUUGAACAAAACUCCAUACUGUGGUUGUAAUAGAAACUUCACUUUGAUGCUUAACUUUGUAGAAUACUGGUUUACUGUUUGCUAUUUGAAGCCUGUCAACAACAUGGCUGCCUUUUAAAUUAAAAUUAGUUUAUUGUUACAUCAGUACUUAACUUGCAUUAAAAAAAAAAAAAAAAAAAAAAAAUUGUUUCCCCCAAUGAGAUACUUCAGCUAUUGUGUGGAAUGGGACCAAUUUUACACUCCUCAAAAAUAUAACUUUGUUUUGUUUUUACAUUGAAGAAAGAAAUGUACACAAUAAGAUGCAAAUAAGUUUAAUAUAACAAGUAAGAUUGUGUUACAUAACAUCAACUUACAGUUCAGAAGGAAAAAAAAGCCAAAAUAAAUAAUUUUUUAUUUGCUUAAAAA
Polyodon spathula (Mississippi paddlefish) is the source of this 1299-nucleotide messenger RNA. Its product is annotated as guanine nucleotide-binding protein G(I)/G(S)/G(O) subunit gamma-5-like. NCBI's taxonomy places the organism in Eukaryota, Metazoa, Chordata, Actinopteri, Acipenseriformes, Polyodontidae. The coding region runs from base 96 to 302 and encodes 68 amino acids. Gene Ontology annotation, cellular component: heterotrimeric G-protein complex. Gene Ontology annotation, biological process: G protein-coupled receptor signaling pathway. The transcript has 3 exons. Gene Ontology annotation, molecular function: G-protein beta-subunit binding. The record is from RefSeq and is a predicted model, not a curated record.